AUGCCUUCCCAACAACAUCAUGAGCCAAACCCAGAGGUUGCUGAUGUCGACGCAGUUGAACAAGACGAGAGCAGCAUUUAUGCCACAGACGCACUGAAUGUUGAGUACUAUAGUCCUCGCAGUUUUCUGUCCUUCUCCUCCCAGCCUGGAGUGAACUGGAUCAAUUCAAAGGUGAAGUCGCCGGAAUUCGCGAACGUGGCCAUGCGAAUCGUCAUGACCUUGGCGGGAAUGCUGAAGAUGAGCCGUACCCCAUCGGCUACUCGCGCACCAGAGCCUGCACCAGAGAUUGCGUGGGAAUACACCGAAGCGUACUUUGAAGAGGCGCUCGAUGCAACGUUUGGCAUUGUCGAGCGAUCUUGGUUUGAGUCUCGACUCCGUGCCCAUUUUCGCGGCGAACUCCCGGACGAUAAGUCGUGGUACGCGUUGCGCAAUGUCCUAUGGGCAAGCGGGUGUCGAAUAGCGCUCUCGAAAUCAUCGAGUUUGAGUUUUCGAGAAAUUUCGAAUGCUUCAGGAAACUUGUUCGAGAAUGCGCUGUCGGUACACACAGAGAUCCAAGUUUUGCGAGCAUCCAUGGUAGGGGUGCAAGCACUGAUUCUAAUGGCAUACUAUAGCGAAGGAAUGGGUAAGGUGUCGUUGCAAUACAUCAUGUGCUCCAACGCAAUGCGCAUGGCCUGUUCAAAGGGCCUUCACAGACGGCCUCCGCGGUCUUGGAACAUCUCAUCCCAUGAAGUGCAGCAUAGAAAUUGGAUUUUCUGGUCCAUAUAUUGCCUGGAGAAACAGAUAUGUACACGAUCAGGUCGCCCUUCGGUGAUGGAUGACGAUGAGAUUGACUGUCAAGUCCCAGACCGUGCGCUGGACGGCGGCGACGGGAACACAAUUUAUUGCCGCUUACUUACUGAGAUGAUGCAACUCUCAUCCACAGUUAGAAAGCGGCUCUGUACCCCUCGCGCUUUGCAACAGACUCCAGAACAAUUGUUCGACAUCGUACGCGAUCUGACUAAGAGGCUCGACCACCUAAAGAACCACGCACUACACCAAUCUAAAUUCAGCCUCGAUCGUCCCCUCGACACUUUCCGGCUGCCAGAUAUCGGCCUUACUUUGCGUCAAGUGCAAUCGCUACAAUCCCAUUACUUCUGUCUUGUGUUGGAUAUAAAUACCCCGUUGACAUAUCCUUGGUCAGCUCUUCGUUCACGCAUAGAACAAAGCACAUCCGCCUUGGCUCGGAUCGAAGGAUCAUGCAGGGCGGUAGCACAGGCUGCCCGGUCUGCAAUCCUUGCAACUCGCCAAAUUAAAAUUGAUGCCAGUUGUCCUGCAAUGAUCGCACAGUAUACUCCAGCAUACACUUUCAUCAACCUUUUUGUUCAAAUACUGCAGGACGCCAAUGCACCGACAACAAAUUCAGAUCUAAGACUUCUAGAUGUGUUGCUGGGCUACGUCUCCAACGUUGAAUUAAUUACAGAUCUAGAAGUAUCACUCUUAUUUGUCCGGGAUAUGUGCCAGUUUGCAAGGCUGGCGGUAGAUCGUAACAACAAGGACAAGGACAACCAAGCCAACGACCUCCCAGCUGAUAAUGAGAGCCUGCACUUGCAACCGCACUCUUUCACAUGGAAUCAAGACUUAGGGCUCUCGGAGAAUGAUUUUCUCGGUGCAUUUGGUGAUGAUACUUUCGAAAUGUGGAAUACUUUACUUCCAUUUACGGAUACAGACGACAUCCUGUUCUGA
Exophiala aquamarina CBS 119918 is the source of this 1722-nucleotide messenger RNA. RefSeq lists its product as uncharacterized. The transcript has 9 exons. Lineage: Eukaryota; Fungi; Ascomycota; Eurotiomycetes; Chaetothyriales; Herpotrichiellaceae. The record is from RefSeq and is a predicted model, not a curated record. Gene Ontology annotation, molecular function: DNA binding; zinc ion binding. Bases 1 to 1722 code for a protein of 573 amino acids. Gene Ontology annotation, biological process: DNA-templated transcription.